GAUGUGACGCUUCAUCGAAGAUCGUUCAGACUUGUGUUAAUUGUGCUCCUGGUCCUAACUGCCAUGACUACUACCAAAGUAACGUAAACAAAAGAUUGGAAACCAACUGUCUUACCAUUAAAACUUCAGAUAGUGACAGUACUAUUGUCCACUACCAUCGAAUUUACAGCUCCUGCAACCGAACACAAUGCUCUCAAGUUCGUCAAGAAAUCGGAGAACUAGUAUACAGAGAUUCGUGUAAUAUCGAGUGUCAGAAAUUCGAGAUAUUUCAGUUAGAUGACGUCGGCGGAUCUUGCGACGUCAUACACACUGAAGAAGGCGGUCUAACGUUCCAUUAUUGUAUCGAGAAAUGUCUUGACAUGCCUGGUUGCAGAGGAUCAACUUUUACUUCCUCUACGGGGAAAUGUGAAUAUCACAAUUGUUCAAAUCGUACGACGUCACCGGGUCUAAGAUUUAUGUGGAAACACUGCAUCGACUACGAGCCGCAAAGGGAUUUUCAGCAAAUUUGUGAUGGUUGUGACAUGAGUGAUUUGUGCCAGAAGCAUGCUAAUGCACUCGUUCCCCCCUAUCCGUCCUGGGAGACAUGCGAAGUCCAGUUCCAAAGUUCUGAAAGUCGAGAUGUUAUCAUGUACAGAACUUACACCAACGGCUGCUUCCUGAUGAACUGCACGAUGGUAAAACAAGACAAUUUAAUGUCUAAAAGGGUGUUUAGGAAUUCGCCUGCCUCUGAUUGUCCCAUAUUUAGACUUUUUACUCUAAAUGGAUAUAUUGGCACAUGCCAAAUUAUUGGCUUUCAUGAGGGAGGUGUUAACUUAGAUUAUUGCAUUGAUAAAUGCCUGGACAUGCCUUACUGCCGAGGUGUCAGCCACGAUGCCACACAGCUAAAGUGUUUCUAUCAUAACUGCAUAGAAAGAGAUGUGAACGCAUCGUAUACAUUUGUUAAGAGAGUUUGCAUGACCUUCGAUGAGCUGGAUCCUGUUAAACCAUACGUACAAACGAUUAAAAAUUUUGUUGAUAAUUGUGGUCUUCCGAAGUUUGCAAUAAUGACGGAUACCAAUAUUACAUCAGCCAAUCUUUGCAAUACGACAUGUAGUGAGUGCGACGUUACUGUAUACAACCCAAUAAACGAAGAGUGUCAUCACAGCCAGUGCGACAGACCAUAUGGUCUCGGGCAAGGAACUACGUUAUUACGAAAAACAAAUAAUCCAGAAUGCCUACACUUAGAAAUGAAAACAAUAGCUGGUAGUGCUCCGAAUUGUGAAGCUUUCGAGUAUGACGAAGGUGUGCUCAACGUGGAAUUUUGUCUCCGGCGGUGUUUGGACCUCCCGGGUUGUUUCUCGGGUUACAUGGAUAAAACAGCUUUUAACUGCACAUAUCACAGCUGUACCGACUAUGUCUCAAAAAAUACUUUAGAUAUUUUUUCAAUCAAGAACUGUUUUACAGACUGCCCGUCUCCAACGACACAGACUUGUUUAAAUUGUAAACAAGGAUCGUUGUGUCAGUCGUUCUACUACAAGAUGACAGCUUCAAACUCAAGCUCCUGUAAAUUGUUGUGCGAUUCAGAAACUUUAUGCAAGGGGGCUAUAUAUGACAGCAGUAGCAUGGAAUGCCAGUUAUUUGAUUGCGCGUAUGCUACACAGCAAUAUGGCUCAAUAUUCUACAGGACAUCAUGCAAUGAUGAUUGUCCAAUAUAUGAAAUAUACAUGAUAGAGGGAUAUGUAGGAAGUUGUGAUAUAAUACCGUCCAUGACAGAGUAUCUUGUAAACUAUCCAGAACUUUGCUAUGAGCGUUGCUUGGAAACGGCCGAGUGCAGAGGUGUCACAUAUGAUCCCAAAAAGUUGCAUUGUUAUUAUCACAUAUGUGACUGCCAUCUAGCGUCCACUAGGGUGCCUAGCUUUAAAUUUAUGUGGAAGUACUGCUUAGAAAACGUAUUAAACCGCACCAUUCUCCUGCAAACCAACCCUACAUUAAGUCCAAGGGCUUAUCCAACGUCACCCGUAUGUAAACCAGAGCCUAUCUAUAUAAUGCCGUGUCAGUGCAGCACUGGAGCCUUUGACAAUUUUACGACAGAAGAAAUAGUUCAGCAACUAGAGCAGAACCUAACAAUAGACGCACGUUCCACUUCCGCCAAUACACGGAAAUUAACGUCUGCCGAGGAUAACCGACCAACAUCGGUUGCUGUUGGUACCAUUGGCGUUAUCUUGCUCUCUAGCGUAGUGGCAUUAAUAAUUGCUUUGGAUAUUCCAAAUCUAUUCAAAUUGCAGACACCAAUAAAUUCAAAAACAAAAAAAAUCAAGAACAAGAAGAAGAAAACUAAAAAUGUUGACGAAAAAGUAGACACAUCAAAACAACUUCAUGUUGAAAAUAUUGACUAAGUUGAAGUUUCACAAGAAAUAUGUGUACAAUGUCUUGUUAAGAUCUUUAACCAAACUUAACAAUGUGAAACGUUUUCAUGGUAAUAUCCUUUUAACAAGGUAAACUUUACUUUAAGUAACGAAGUAGACAUACUUGUUUACAAUUUUGACAUAAUUAUAUUUUUUUCUCCAUGGUUUAGGAAAAGUUGAUAUGAUGCGCUUUUUUUUGUAUAAGUAUUUGAUAGAUUUUCCCACCAAAGUAAAACUUUUCAAAAUGGGCUUUACGUUUUAUUUAUAUUUUGCGUAUAAUGUGAUAUGUUAUAUAUUAUUUCUGCCAAACAUACACUUGCGUAAGAAUCUGAAAUACCUUAAUUCAACUAUUAAUUUUAUUGAUAUUUUUUUGACAAGUUUACUGAAGUUUUCAAUGGAAAUAGAUAUGCUUUCAUUGAUGUUUUACAGUGGUGUAUUACAACGAAUUAUCACACUCUCAAAUCCAAAUAUCAUUUAAUAAUAAUCUGUUUUUUAAUUUAUUGUUAUCAUAAAAUAAAGUAGAUUUUAUGAGACCAACAUUUAUACCCAACACCAAACUAUCAGCGCUAUGAAUUGGAAGACUUUAAGAUGUAUGCAUGCAUUAAUGUGCGCGCACACGUACGUGCGUGCGUGCGUGCGUGCGUGCGUGAGUGAGAGAGUGCGUGCGUGCGUGUGCGUGUGUGUGUUUCAUAACCUUCCUAUAUUUAAAGCAUUAUUCAAGGUGACAUUCUGCCCAAGUAAUUGUAGAUGGUGCGUGUACAUGUAAGUCAAUAAUUCAUAAAUCAUAGUUGUUUUUUUACAUUUAUAUUUUGCUUUGCAAAAAUGAUCAAUAAUUCACGCAAAUUUACUUUGAAAUAGUCAUAUGUUUAAAUAUAUAGGCCAAUCACCUCAACGUAACAAUAAAUAUAUGAACAUAACAUCACUUCAACUUAAUCUGAAAUGUCAUUUUUGUUUGUUUUGAUAUCAUGUCUUGUCAAUUGUAUCAUUUUACAAAAUCAAUGCAUGCGAAAUAAACCGAUAAAUACUCUUACGAAACCCUCACAUUUCUUGCUAUUAUAGUAGAACUCAAUUAAUUAUUAUUCCUACAUGUGUAUUUUCUAUAUUGUAUUAAUUUGCAUAAUAUUGAUGUAUGUACUAUUCUUUGCACAUGUUUAAGUAUUGUUGGUUAAAACAAUAA
Ruditapes philippinarum (Manila clam) is the source of this 3561-nucleotide messenger RNA. RefSeq lists its product as uncharacterized. NCBI's taxonomy places the organism in Eukaryota, Metazoa, Mollusca, Bivalvia, Venerida, Veneridae. The transcript is spliced from 11 exons. The annotation marks the transcript as partial. The record is from RefSeq and is a predicted model, not a curated record.